UCCAAGAUGGCGGACGGAAUGAGUUUAGUAUGAGUUAGGCAUAGCGAUCUGUUGACAAGGGUCGCCUUUCGGGCUACUUUGGGGAAAGUGGAGAUCGCAAACACCACGGCGCGGUAUGCAAGACUCCAGGGAAGCCGGGGACGUGCAAAAAACCGGAGGAAAAGACACUACAUAUGCCGUACGUACUCAGGCCCCGUGCCAGUGCAAUGGCAGAACGCCUGUGGAGCCCGCAGACGCUGACUGAUGCCACCGCGGCCUCUCCUAGGAUGGAGGAACACAGGUGCAGAAUGGUCAGACGCGGUAUCCGUGCCCAGCCACAAGGACCCAGCUACUGCAAGUACGAGUGGAACCUGGCAGGGGAGUCCAACUACGUCCCCACCGCCUCGGGCGCGCUGGGGAUGAUGGGAUUUAUCCAGCAGCUGUUGUUGUUCUGUUGUUUGGUCUUGACCUUAGGGUUUUGGUGAAUAGAACGAUACUGAACGAAGUUGCUCUCAUAUCGCUUGACUAGUAUACUUUACACUCCUACUUCACUAGGGUGGCGACAUCGUUGUAGUGAAAAUGUGGGAUGCAUACUGUCUCAUUUGGGGCCAUCGAAAUACAAUCUACAUCAAUCAAUGUAUGAUUGUGUUGUUGCAGAAAAACGAUAGCAUAGAUUGAUUUACUCUCACCUACUUCGCUGCGGUGAAGUAAGACUUUGUAGUUCACUGUUAAAGGUUAAGUGCGUAAGUAAUUUGCAAUAUUCGUCGUCGAAAAAAGGAUUGUCAUCUUUCUUUUUUCAUGCGCUGUAGUUUCUGAAUUUUGCAUUACAUUUUCUUGUUUUCCUGAA
This is a messenger RNA of Branchiostoma floridae (Florida lancelet), 826 nucleotides long. Its product is annotated as beta-hexosaminidase subunit beta-like. The transcript has 3 exons. Gene Ontology annotation, molecular function: beta-N-acetylhexosaminidase activity. The record is from RefSeq and is a predicted model, not a curated record. NCBI's taxonomy places the organism in Eukaryota, Metazoa, Chordata, Leptocardii, Amphioxiformes, Branchiostomatidae. Gene Ontology annotation, biological process: ganglioside catabolic process; glycosaminoglycan metabolic process; carbohydrate metabolic process. Bases 174 to 464 code for a protein of 96 amino acids. Gene Ontology annotation, cellular component: membrane.